UAUUACCCAUGAUCCUCCGCGCAUUACGUCUGUUAGGAAAACAUGGCGGCGGCCAAGCUUUCGACAGAUACAAACACAAACAUUCCAGAGUAUGAAUAUACCGAUGUUAACACAAAACCGUUUCAUAUCGGCUCGUUCAGAAACGAAUGGCUGAACCGACUGAAGCCGAGUAACUACUCCUACCAGGCGGAGGACGAGGACGCGUUUGAGGCCAACUUUGCUGAAGAGAUGGGGGUCGGUCCGGAGAUCAUGACUGAACUGAAAUCCGUCUGCAGUCUGGAGUCACUCCGUUGCCAUCCUGAGGAUCAGCAGCCUGACACAGAAGUUGUACCUCAAGAUGCGACACUAAAAACACUAGUACAAAGGAGAAAGAGACAAGAUUAUAAAGCUUCUCUGAAAAUUACUAAGAAUAGACACGACCUCUACGCAGAUGAACUGGACCGUUUAACUGUUGGUAGGAAACCAGAAGUAGUGGCUGACCUGAUCCCUGAAGGAGAAGUCAUUCUGACCAUCAAUGUCUACUACCCAGCUGUUUUUGAGAAAGUAAAUAUUUACUAUAUUAAAUUGUAACAGCACCCAUUCAAGCUGACAAAAAUGACAGAGCUCAGGGAUGCCAUAUGUUGUGUCAGCGACUUGCAAGUGUAUGGAGAGUUCAGCAACACACCGGACAUCGCCCCAGACUUUGUCAGCAAAGAUCAUUUCAAGUCAGCGUUUUUUUUCUUUGAAGGCGUUUUUUACAAUGACAUGCGAUUCCCUGAAUGUCAGGACAUCAGCAUGACCACUAUCGAAUGGGCAAAGGCCUGCAAAUUUCCACCCUACAGACAGGCCAAGAUGGAGGACACACGGUUCAUGGAUCUGAAAGUGAAAGUGGGCUUCCCAUACCUCUACUGUCAUCAGGGAGACUGCGAACAUCUGGUCAUUUUCACAGAUGUCAGACUCGUCCAUAAGAACGACUGCCUGGACAAGAAGUUGUAUCCACUUCUCACACACAAGCACAGGGUCGCCACCCAGAAGUGCGCAGUUUGCCAUGUCUUCAUUGGAAGAUGGUUUACUACCAAUGACCAGUUUGCUCCAUGUGACCCAUGUCUCUUCUGCGAUAAGUGUUUCCGGAUGCUGCACUACGAUGCCGAAGGCAAAAAGCUGGGACAAUUCCUGGCCUAUCCCUAUGUGGACCGAGGUGCCUUCAACUAAAGCUCUUCUUUAGUGAAUUGCUUAGGUCACCAAUUUUAUGCGGUAUAAUAGUUACAUCUUUGUAUUUCAGAAGGAAAUGUGUAUUUUCUUUAAAAAUGAUGUCCAUAUGUACAGUAAUGCUUUAGUUUUA
Monopterus albus (swamp eel) is the source of this 1321-nucleotide messenger RNA. It is a transcript of the gene snapc3, whose product is annotated as small nuclear RNA activating complex, polypeptide 3. The transcript has 9 exons. Gene Ontology annotation, molecular function: RNA polymerase II cis-regulatory region sequence-specific DNA binding; core promoter sequence-specific DNA binding; bent DNA binding. NCBI's taxonomy places the organism in Eukaryota, Metazoa, Chordata, Actinopteri, Synbranchiformes, Synbranchidae. The record is from RefSeq and is a predicted model, not a curated record. Gene Ontology annotation, biological process: snRNA transcription by RNA polymerase II; snRNA transcription by RNA polymerase III. Gene Ontology annotation, cellular component: snRNA-activating protein complex.